This is a messenger RNA of Neopelma chrysocephalum (saffron-crested tyrant-manakin), 13443 nucleotides long. It is a transcript of the gene PURG, whose product is annotated as purine rich element binding protein G. The transcript has 3 exons. NCBI's taxonomy places the organism in Eukaryota, Metazoa, Chordata, Aves, Passeriformes, Pipridae. Gene Ontology annotation, cellular component: nucleus. The coding region runs from base 49 to 891 and encodes 280 amino acids. Gene Ontology annotation, molecular function: purine-rich negative regulatory element binding; DNA-binding transcription factor activity, RNA polymerase II-specific; RNA polymerase II transcription regulatory region sequence-specific DNA binding. Gene Ontology annotation, biological process: regulation of transcription by RNA polymerase II. The record is from RefSeq and is a predicted model, not a curated record.
GGCUGAAGGGCAGCGGCGGCGAUGGGCGCUGCGGGCUGAUUGGUAAAGAUGGAAAGAGGGAGAGGAGGAGGAGGAGGAGGAGGAAGGAACCUGGGAGGCUCUGGCCUGCACAGGAGCAUUUAUUCCCAGUCCCAACAGCAGUACCACUACCCUGCCUCCUCCCAGGGGAGCUGCAUGGAGAUCCAGGAGCUGGCCUCCAAGAGGGUGGACAUCCAGAAGAAGCGGUUUUACCUGGAUGUGAAACAGAGCUCCCGCGGCCGCUUUCUGAAGAUCGCCGAGGUCUGGAUAGGAAGAGGCCGGCAGGACAACAUCAGGAAAAGCAAGCUGACCCUCUCCCUGUCCGUGGCUGCCGAGCUGAAGGACUGCCUGGGGGACUUCAUCGAGCACUACGCCCACCUGGGCCUGAAGGGUGGCCACCGGGCGCACGAGCACAGCAAUGACAAGGAGCAGCAUCCCCGGAGGCGGCAGCAGCACCCGCCGCCCUCGCCCCCGGUGUCCGUGGGCUCCGAAGAGCCCCCUCACAGCGUCCUCAAAACGGAGUACAUCGAGAGGGACAACAGGAAGUACUACCUGGACCUGAAGGAGAACCAGCGCGGGCGCUUCUUGCGGAUUAGGCAAACCAUGAGCAGGGGACCUGGCAUGAUGGGCUACUUUGGCCACAGCUUGGGACAGGAGCAGACGAUCGUCCUCCCGGCGCAGGGGAUGAUCGAGUUCAGGGAUGCUUUGGUCCAGCUGAUUGAAGAGUACGGCGAGGGGGACAUAGAGGACCGCCGGGGGGGAGGCGACGAGCCCCCGGAGCUCCCCGAGGGCACCUCCUUCCGAGUGGACAACAAGCGCUUCUACUUCGACGUGGGAUCCAACAGGUACGGCAUUUUCCUGAAGAUGGGCUGACUCCAUUUUUUCCUUCCUAAUAUUUUGUCCGCCCAUGUUCAGUUCCCCACCUGCACCUCCAUAAAGGCAACACUGUUCUAAAGCAUCGAGGUGAAAUAAAAUACCAAGAACUCCUGAUAGAUGACAUGGAUUGAAAAUUGGUUUUCCUGAAAUGUCAGGGCAUAAAUUGAGGUUUUAUAAGCCGGAUGUCGUUUUGGCAUUUCUGUGAUGGAUGUAAUUAGAUCGUUCCUUCCACAUGCCGAGGGAGGCAUCACGCGGAACCUGAACCUGCAGCCCCAGGGCUCUCUCACGUACAUGAUCUUCUAGAAAGGUGUAGGUACCUGCUGGUGUUCUUGUGUUGAGUGUGGUUGUGCUCAUACUGGCCUAGCCUCGAGGGGCCUGGCUGCCACCCCAAUAAAACCAUCAUUAACGACUUGCUAAUUCAUCUUCUUAAUUGCUAGGCUACCUCAAAAGGCUUGGAGUGGCACGUGGAAAAUUGCUAACUCUGUACAGAGUAGCCACCGUAAAUUAGAAAAGAUAUAUUACAUCUUCUAGGUGUUCCAGACCCAUCCUACAUACUAGUAUUCAGCAGGGUGAGAUAAUGGCUCCUGCCUUGGCCAUUCAGGCAGUCAGAUGGAUUUCCGAGGCACGGUGGGGGAAAUCCAUCCUGAAGGCAGAAGUUUGCGUCUGUUCCUUCAUCGCUGGUCGUUUGCCGCGCGGAGAUUAAUUGGAGGCAAAGAUCACCCUCGGUGCUGGGUGCUGGCAGCCGGCUGAAGCCGGGAGGCUCCGUGCCUGGCCCCACUCAGCACUGCACUGACAGGACACCUCUGAGUUCCUGUGUGGGCACAAAUUAACGUGGAGGCAAGGGAGAGAGGAAUAUUACAUACAUAUAUAUGCACAGUCAUUUUUCCCCUGUUUCCGGUAGGUCCUUCUAUUUGAGACGUUAAAAUGUUAUCUGUUGUCUUUGCUGUUUCCCAUGUCGGGGAUGUUCAACGUGCAAUAGGAGCAGGGAGGUGGAUUUCCCAAGCAAUAGCAGCCUACUCUACUACUACCCUUAAAUCUUUACACUGCAAAUCGUGUGCAAUAGAAUCUGCAUUUCAAAACAGCAGAGAGUAUGUGGGAUAAAAGACACGGGUUAACCCCAGGCUCUUACAAGUAUUCCCAUCUGGUCCUUGUUCGGAGCACAUGUUGUUGGCACAAUGCUGAGGGAGAGGGGGAGUAAGAGCUUCCCACCGAGGUAGAGGAACGAAAAGGCAGGAGGGGGUGGAAGGAAGCGAGGACAAGAUCCGUGCUCCAGGGAAUCACAGAGCAUGACGAGCUUUAUCUGUAGUAGGAGGAACAGGCGGCACCGUCAGCGCUGGAGUUCCGUGGAGCUGGGGAAGGAGGCAGAGAGCCUGGAUGCUCCACUCGGGGACCAGGGUGGUUGUCUUGGGCCGGUUCUCCUUCCUCUUUGGGAACAGUAACAUGCUCUGCAAGUGUCUUAUCUUGCCAACAAACCCAUCAGGGCUAAGCGUGUCCAAUGGAUGGAGUGUCUGCUUUUCCAGCUUGCUUUUUAGGACUCGAGUGGCUUGGCUCUUACCGAGCUGGGAGGCUUGCCCAGGAAUACCUGCGGAGGCUUAGGGGAGCACACAAGUGUUGGUGACCUCUAAGGUUUGCUCAUGCCAUCCCAAUUUAUGGAUGCUCUUGUGUGCUUUUCACCCGGGAGCCACCUGAGUGAUGGAGUGUUGUGUUAUCAAUGGGGCAGCUGCUCUUUUCCAUUGCAAAGGAAAGGUGUUGGUGAAGGCUGGAGGGGAUCAGAGGGAAAGAAAGCAGCUUUCAAGAAGCAAUUUCUGUGUGCCUGUCUUUGCAAAAGGGUUGUGUCGUUUCUAACAAGACUCUGCAGAUGAUCACCACUUGUAUUGCCUUUGUUUUCCUGAGCCCCGCUCGGUGUUAACAGCUGUUGAAAGCUGUGCUUUGAACCAGUGAAGUGCUGGAAUAAUUGCGAGGACUCUGGAAAAGCUGUCAGUGUCUCAAGCUGGGCCUCCUGAUAAUGGAGACGGGAUCACUUUGGCUUUAUCCUGCCUGUGCCUAUGUUCCCCACCGCUAAAAUGGGGUGAAUGAUACCUCCCUACCUCAAAGGGGUGUGCGAAAGAGGAGUUUGUUUGGCAUCAGAGUUUUUGUGGUGAUCUUAUACUGAUCAAUACUGAUGAUCACCAAGAGCAGAAAAGGGAGAAAUUUGUUGUGAAAUGGAGUGUUUGGAAGGUUUGGAACAUACCUGACUCCAAACUUGAAUUUGCAAGGGUGCCUCUAAAUGGUCCAUUUCAGGGCCCGGACAGCAAAAAGCAUUCUUAUUUUUCCCAAGUUGAACAACCUGGCAAAAAUCUGCUCUUUCAAAUCUCCCACGGUGGAUAUUCCCAACCUCCCUCCCCAAGCUGUUUCCCCCUGCUUCUUCUCAGAUAUUUUUCAUGCUGUCCAGUCCAUGUGUCCCUUCCUGCCAUCUAAUUCUGUUGCUUUUUGCCUUACAGGCCAUGCUCUCCAGAGGAGAUACGGAAACAGUUUAUUUUCUUCCCUGCUGCAGCUUUUACACAUAAUUAAAGGCUGUUGUCAGGUCUCUUCUGCACCCUUUCCUAAGGAAAUACAAAGCCUUCCACCAAGAGUAAUUUUUAGCCCUCAUCAUGUACUUGUUGCUUUCUGAUGAGUCCGUUUAAACACAAAUGGAAGGAAAGCAUCAAGCAACAAUAUAAGCUCCCCGUGCCAACAUGUUUGGAAAUACAGGUUUUCCUUUGUGUUCCUAACUCUCCAAGGAUUGUGUGUUCUUAUUAUAUGAAUAGUCAUAGAAAUAUUUGCAUGAACUUCUCCUUACUAGCAUUUUUAUUGCAAGGAGAUCUGAGAGUUUUGUGUAGGUCUAACUGGAGAGAAUUUCCUCCAGGUUCUCACUCUGCUCUGCCUCCACUCAACACGUAUAUCCCAGCGCCUUCCAGAAGGGCAUUUAAGCAUAUGACCAACAUCUGUCAAGCAGCUACUCCUUCCCUCCUCUUCCUGGGGAAAAGACUGAAUGUGCCAACUCAGCCCUGGUAUUUUUAACAUAAAUUAAUUAUCCCUGCUGUUCCAUGUUAGCAGUGUAAAGGGUGAGCUGGAGCACGCUGUGUGCUGGCAGCAGCGCACCCCAGCAGCUUCACAGCAUGAGAGCAAACCAGAGGGCUCACAGAGAGCAAAGCCUGGCUUUGGCAUGGCUCCCACCACUUCCCUCAGCAACUGGUGUUGAACAGGAGCUGUUUUGUCUCUUCAAGUUCCCCUCGGACCUGUUGCUGCUUUGCAAAUUGUCAUUUUUGCUUGGAGCACGGAGCAUGUGCUGCUGCCUGGUUGGAAAGUACCCGAUAUUAAAAGGAGAGUCUCUCCUCCGGGAAGCUGGCAGGGGGAAUCUAAGGCCAGAGACCUUCUGUGCAGGCAGAGAGGUGAUGGAGCAGUGCUCUGGGGUAAAUGAAACUCAGUGUGCAGCCAACAGAUGUAUUUCUGUUUGGGUUGCCUCCACGAUAGCUGCUUUUUUUUCCUUCCAGAUGUUUGAACGCUCCCAAGAUCUCCAUAGUGCUGCCUAGGACAGAUAUUUGCAAGGGAACUGAGCUGCCUCCAAGGACACUCUCUUUGCUGAGACUCCAGUGAACACAGCAAAGUGUUUGGGAAGUGGAGCAUUGUGCUGGUGGCACUUUUAAAAGAGUUUUUCCCAGGUAGAUGUCUCAGCAGGGACGAGCAGAGGCCACUGGCAGCCAAGAGCAGAGGGCAAGGAUUUGAUUCUCAGUUCUUGGCAGUGGGACUUAUCCCAGGUCCAACAACUCAGUUACUGUGCACACCGCUGUAGUAAGUGAUGAAGUUUUUUAAUUUAAGCAUUUUUAAUAAUACCCUCAUCCUGGUAAAAUUAGGGAAAGUUUUUUGGCUCAAAUGUUUUGCUUAGAAGCUGAGAAUAGGCACGGUGUUUCACAAGGUGAACCAAACCUCUGUGCCUCUUACCUCAGAGCGUAUCCUUUAAAGUGGCAUUUUAUUUCUUGCUCCAUCUGGUUGCAAAACAUCAAGGUCACUAAAGCAGAAACCCCUGUAGGUGUUUAUAUGGCUCAGUGCAUAGGGACAUUUUCCUGUCACUUUGCUGGCAGGGCCCAGUCCUGGUUGUGCUUUUCUUCUUCCCAUUUGGACCACUAAGAGUAUUUAUCAGUCCUAUUCGUGUCUUGUGGGUGACCUGGCUUAAGAACCCUAAAUUUGUUUUUCUUCUUAGAAGUUCAGCACCUUCUUUUAAGCCUUGCUUGUGAAUCCCUCUGGAAACGUGCAAAACCCAAAUGUGCCUCGGUUCCCUCCCACCACACGUGUUCUCCAACUGCUGCAGCCGAUGUAGGACAAAAAGAUGUGGAGCUGGUUAUAUUUUUCCCAGGCAGUUGUUUCCCUCUGUGUCUAUUUUGGUAUGAAUUGGCCUUAACCAUUCCAGGGAUGCUGUUCUGCAGCUCUCACCUGCUUCUGCAGCCCUUGCAAGGACGACGGGGCUCUGGCUGAUGUUAUCUCUAGGCUGGGGCAGGUUCUUGGGGUGAUGCUGCAGCAGAGGGGCAGUUAUUUAACCAUUCCCUCCAUGAUGGUUCCCAUGUGGAGUAGGGAACCAGUUACCUGGGGCAGAUUUGAUCAUGUGCUGCUUCCUCCGAGCAGCCGGCAGGCACCAUGUCGCUUGUAGACAGUGUCUGACAGCUUCCCCAGGGAUGAUGAGCUUUACUGCAUCUGCUGCAAGUGUUGCUCUGAGCUGAGGCUCUUCCUUCUCACCAGGGCUCGAUGCCAUGCCUGGAUCCUUUGUUAUGUGUAACCUUAAUUUUGUUUCUCUGAACGUUGCCAGGAUUUCCUCCUCCCCGGGACAUUUAAAUGGGGUGCAGAGCAAUUAGAGUCACUUUUCUCUGCAUGUGUAACAGCAGGGCGCUUCCAUAUCAGUUUGGGAAUCGACCCAGGGGUUUGAUGUGGGUUGCUAAAUUCAGGCCUGUGGGAUGAGCAUGCCCACAGCAAAGUGGGUAUGAAGAUGUGGAGAUAAGAGCUGUGCCUCUGCCAAGCUCCUGUCUACUCUCUUUCAGUCCUGUACUGACUCUGGUUGCUGCAGUGGGAGCCACCAAGACCAGGGACCACCAGAGCCUGCCUGUGGCACCUGGGUCAAAGUGGCAGCAGAGACCAGAGCCAGGCAAGGGACCAUCACCCACAGGUAUUGUAUGUCACAGUAUAACUCAAAGGGAAGGCAUCUACAGCUUUAUCCUGGAUUCUGCAGCAGCCCAGCUAUUUCAUCCUUCCUUUUCUGCCUCAUGGGACUUUUAGCUCUUGCCUGGUGCAUCCGCUCUGGAGAGCAUAUGGACAUGUCUGUCCUGGGAUCGGCGUGUGCCAGCACACAGUCUGCACGUAAUCCUGCUGCAUCCAUAACAGCAUUUAUUGCUUAUGUCAGCACAGCCAUCCCUCAGCGCUGCCAGGGGUAACCCUUUGAGGUAACAAGUGAUAAGUUCCUUCUAGCUGUCUUAUUAAAAAAAGAAUUAAAAAAAAAAAAAAGAAGAAGGAGGUGCUGGAACAUUUUCACGGAUGCUGCCAGCUUUUAACUGUGGGUUACCUUGGUGAAGGCAUAUUACAGAGACUUUUCUUUUAAGAACAGCUUAAAAGUGUCUGUUUGGCAGUGCAUGCUUUGUGCUGGUAUGUGUGAAGCUGCAAGAAAACCCCCAAUCCAGAGCGUGAGGCAGAGGAGUUGCCCACUUGCUCCUCUCUGCAGCACCAAACUGCAGUUUAACCUGUUGCUUUUCUCACCUCUUUCCUGCUCUUAAGAGACACCCUCUAAAGUUGGGAUAACCUCCCCAAAGCUCCCUUCUCAGGCUCCCCACAGAGGGAAGUUCAUCCUCCUCCUCCACACUGCAGCCCUUGAGCUGUUGCAAUAAGCCCUUGAGGUGCUCUCUCAGAACCCAUACCGGUCUCUUCCCCCCGGUGAGGCUGAAGAUUCUGUGCAAAACAGAACAAGCAAGAGGCCAAGUCAUGGGGAGUUUUCACUUGUCUCAGCCUAAACACCAGCCUCCUCCAGGCUUUCAGUCUUCCAAGAGCUUCCCAUCUUUCUAGCCAAGUGGUUUGUUUGCUAGAAGAAGAAAAAUUGGGAGUUUUGUGCUACCAGUAGCUGGAGUCCUCUUUCACUAGUGAAGGCAUUUUCUCCUUUGAAUUUUGUUUGAAUGCAGAAACUAUUGUGAAAUGAGAGCUGUAAUACUGGGAAAGGGGAGAUCAGAGCAUUCCUCUGGAUAGGGUUUGAUGCAAUUUGAAGCUGCUUGUGGAAGAUUGGCUGGAAGGUAAACUGAUUUGGGCUAAAAAAGCUGGUGCUGUUAAACCGUAUCAGUGACUCUUUAGUGGAUGGUCCAAAAUAGCUUUUUUAUGGCCUGUGACCUCUAGGAAAGAUAACUGGAUUUUUGAUCUUAGAUUGAAGGGGCAAUUUCUGCUGAAAGAAACUUGUGUUCUUUAGAAACCAUCUCAGGCUGGCAUUUACUGUCAAAAACAUUGCAUGGAAACAGACAGAAAACAAACCAAAAAUCACACAUGUGAGUCAAGCCCAGGCGAGCCUUGCACUGUCCCUGAAUCCGGGAUAGAUCCCGGCUGUCAUCCACUUUUCUGCCUUCGUGGCCACCAAAAUUUCCCGUAGACACCUGCGUGGGUGUGAUUAGACAGGAGCUCCUGUUUUUGCAGCAUCCUGCUUUGCACCUGGACUUGAUCCAUUGACUGCAGAGGUGUUGUGCCCCCCAAGGAAAAGCGGUCCCCUCCGAUGUUCCUGUGUUGUGUCGGAGCCGCGGCGCCCGUGCCAGGUGGGAGACGCCGAGGUGGGUGUUGAGUUGGUUUUCAGAGCAGUGCUUGGUCACCAGCUGUUGUCUAGGAUGCUGUGGCUUUUGGUACAGCUGGAUAAAAAAAAAAAGCUUUCUCGUUGAAUUUCAAGUCAGGGGCCUGUUUUCUGCCAAGCUACCCCCCGCCGUUUCAAAUGUAUUUUAUUCUCCUUUUCUUUGCACUGGUCCCGUUACGCUCCGCUCAACAGCUGCUGCAUUUAAUCCCAGAAGCUGCAAUUGGUAGGGAGCAAAGUGAUCUCCAUAUAACCUCUCUCUUACUCAUAAGUGUGCAUUAUGAAGCUUAACCGAUGGUAAUAAAAUGUUUUGCUUUCAACAUGCCGUCCCUGUGGUCCAAUGUUCCCGUCUUCAGGCUCCGUCAUUACAGCCGGGCGAUGUAUCGGAGCUGUUCUGCUGCUCCCCACGAACCUGCCUGGUAAUGCUGGACACGGGCAUCUUGGAUGCAUGUGGAUACCCAGCAAGGAGAGAUGGAGAACGUGGCGUGGAUAGCAAGCUGGCAGUGUUGGCAUUCCCAGGUGGAAGCAGCUCUUUGAGGAAGACUCUAUCUUGGCAGUCAAGGAAAAAGACGCUCGGGGUCUUGCUUGGCUGCGGCCCAAAGUGCAGGUUCCCAUCUCUGUGAGAUAGUCUGGCAGUGCAAUCUGCUGUUAGAGCCUCUUCAGGGACUACGGCAGGACGUGGGGGAGCAGGAACAGAUUGCAAUCCUGCUACUUGGUUGGGGUUUUUUCACCCCUUUCACAACAACUCUGCAGGUUCAUGUUUGUUUUUUUGGUGUUUUUUUUUUAUUUCCUGCAUACGAAAAAAAGGGCAUUUUCAUGUCAUCCUGCAUGAUGGUGGGGAAAAAAGAUGCUCCUCGCCCAUGUUUAAGUAACCAUACAAAAUGCAGCAAUUCUGCUUUAGGAAUUUCAUUUUUGUUUACACACCAUUGAUGCUUUCAUUAACAGCAUCUUUUCACGUAUAAGUACUUGAGAGGUCGUACGAUUUUCCUGCUCUAAAAUGAAAACAGGGUUUUCCAAGCAGGGAUCUCCAAGCAUCAUUUCUGUGGUAUGGUGGGUUGCAUCAGCCCCACAGCUGGCUUCUGUUGGACAGGAUGUGGGUUUUCCAUAUUUAAGGUUUAUAGCAUUUGGAUUCAAAGCGGAAUUUCCCAGGCAGAGCCCCCCCCGGAAGGUAUCAGAAUAUAUGGCUUUGUCAGGCGGCGAUAACAGCCUUUUUCUGGAGAUUGCCAUUUUGUAAAUAAGCUUCUUCUCGAGCAGCACGGCUCCAGCUACAAAAGAUGGAUGAUUAUUACUUCCUGGAAUCGGCCUUCCGCUGCAGGAUCUGGUUUUUAUUGUGAUAAUUAGCAUAGAAUUAAAAAUGGCCCUGCGUCUCCAGUUCGCCCUGUAGUUCCUCUGGUACAGAGCGAUCCGGGAUGGCGUUUUCUUUGGGAAUAGGCUGUGCCUGGGAAUCACUUCAUUCGCUGCUGCAAAUCAGUGCAGGGGUAUCUGCAGGCUUCGGCGCAGCAAAAGCCUCCGCCUCCAGAAAUAAAUCAUUGCUCCUAAUAAACUUUCAAAUGAGUUGUUUGUUGGAGGCUGGAAAAGUUGCCAAGGAUAUUUAGACAAAAAUCCAAAGCGGGAUUUUACAAAUGCCUUUAAAUUCCAGAGCUCGGGUUGGAGGUGAGGUCACGGGCAAGCAGGCAGCUUUUUCUCCUGAAAAACUGUAGUAGCUUUUCUUCUUAAAAAUUUAACAGGGUUGUCACUCCAGGCAGAGGCAGAAUUGUAAGGAGUGUCAGACAUGGCCACUGGUGUGUCCAUAGGAGAAAACUAAAGCAGCGAAAGCGUGUAAACUUCCUUGUGAGAGCGGUGCAGGAAAUUACUGUGCAAUUGGACGCGGUGUCCUAGCGUUAGAUUUAUUAGCCACUUCCAAAUCAUCUGCCAAAAAUCCUUUCAAUCGGAAGACAGGAAAGAACAUGUUAUAAAAAGACCUGGAAAAGGAGUGAUUUUGGCACGGGAGUUUCCAGGCUGGUAAUUGUCCAUGUGUACAGUGUUUGGGUUUGGUCUCAGCGUUGAGGUCAGUGGUACUUAAACCAAAUGCUGUCCCAGUGCCUGCGUAUGGCAAAUGGUGAAAUGUCUGGCAGGAUCGUGGGCACAUCCACGCUCUUGUGUACGUUCCCCAGACCUUGCUGCUUUGGCAACAAGACUGGAUAUAUCAUUCCAGCAGUUUCUUGUCUGGAUGGUGGGCUGAGAUGGUCACGUUUCCCCACUGCACACCUCGCUGCCCUCCUCACUGUGGGGCACUGCCAAUCUCACACUGCACUUCUCCAGCUCCCAUGCCUUUUCCAGGCUGCUUUCUUUCCACUUGUAUGCCUGCAAAGUUGGAGUUACUUCCAUAUCCUCUGUAUGCAAGACCCUGCUUUUUGCUUGUUUAAAUCCAACUCUUUCUGGCGGUAGUGGAAAUAAGUGACCUGGCUUUGUAGCUCUCUUUUAAUGUUCCCUGCUUCUGGAAAACCAUCUCCCUAGUGCUUGGUCUCUGAUGAGGAACACAUCUGCAACUAUACCUGCAGCAUCCCCAACAUAUCCUGCCAGCUCCAGCAAGUCGAUAUAUUUGACUUAAAAAGAGCUUUCUCCAUAAAAAUGAUCCAUACCUGCCUCAGAUGCACCAGAUGUUGCCUUGUACAACCCUUUGGAGAUUUGGCAGCAAGGCAUGUGGGGCCUGGGGAGCCACUUUGCUAUGCUGUGACCUUUUUUUUUGGGGUGCCUGCUGGAAUGUAGUGAGAACUGAAGAUCUGGUUUCCCCCUUUCCAUGUGGCACUUUUGGGAGAAAACACCCUGUUUUCACAGGCGCUGAGCUCCCAAGGUAAGGGGAUGGGAGAGCACUGCUGGAGCAUGUCCCAGCGUGCAAGGAGCUGCUUCCAGCCCAGGGUGAGGACUGGGACCAGCACAGUCCUUAGCAGGGAGAUUUCCUACCUCCUGUUUCCAGCAAGCAGAGCUGAUGCUUUUCCAGCAUGAGUGUAAAGGUAGGAUUGGGUUUGUGGCUCACAAAAAAGCAGAUGCCAGCAGCUGGAACAGGCAAGGGAAGUGUGUGUUUAAAGAGAGAAAGGAGAAGUGUCUGUCAUCCAUUGGGAUGAAUCCUCCUUUUCCAGCCUCUUUCCGGGAGCGUGCUGAUCCAAAGUCCUUCUCUGGAGCGUUUUCCUUCACGAAAAUGAAGCCGGGCCGUUGGUAACGUCAGUGUUUCCCAGACCGCCUUCAUCGUCUUGUUCUUGCAUUCGUUGUCCUUCGACUGGUAGGGUGGUUAUGAGAAAAAAAGCCAGCUUAAAGCAUGGUCAGAAAGCUACAAUUAACGAAGCAAACCACAAAUAAAUAAGUAAAAUAGGCUAAACUGUAAGAUAGGUGUAAAAGGAGGCAGUCUGCCGCGCGGCUCCUCUGUAAACGUGCAUGAUAAGCAUCGGCGAAGCUUGUUGCAGACACUGGGCAGGGCUGCUUUUGCUAGACUUUUGAGUAUCCUAGUUGCAAAGACUCGUAAGUGUUCCAAAAGGCUCGUGGUUUUGGAGUGGGGUCUGUCUUUUCUGUUUUCCGUGCGCUGUGACCACUUGCUUUCCGAAUGGGUUUGUAUAGUGGUGGAGUUAAUGGAGCUGUUCUUUAUAGUAACCUAAAAGGUGUCAGUCGUUUGCUCGUGUGUGUUCACAGGCUGAGCCGUGGCGUUACGCAUCCCUCCGCAAUGGUGUGAUUUGAAGCACUUUUGGUGUGGCAUGUGCAGUUGCAGUGCUGUCUGUUUUUAAUUUCCCCUCCCAAUUAUCCCUCCCCCCUCCGUGUUCUCCCCGUGUUUCGGACACUGAACCAAACCGACGUCGGAACUAGCACUUUAAGUACUAGUAGUCACUUUGCUUCGGACUAUAUUGAGCACUGCACUUUUGUAUGUACUGUUAGCACUGAGUUCUGAACUCCUUUCUUUUCCCCACCUCUUUUCCCUCUUAGGCGCAGUGUUAAUUACGUAGGGGCCAUCAGAAGAUAAUUUUGAGGUGUGUUGGACCGCUGUCCGGUGCCUGACUUCCAUUACGUAUCCAUUAGCGACUUUACAGUAGGGAAUUUAACCCAUCCAGGCUUAUUUUACACAACAGAACAGACACCUAUGUCACUGACGUCCAGGCAGACGUGGUUGCUCUAAACUUCGAGGUCCUCCGAGGAGACCCGAGCGCAUGGCUUUUGAAAACACCAAAGAUACAGGAGAAGUCUCAGAAGGGAUCGGGAUGGGAUUGGAAUUGAGCAGAGCGAGAGGCGUAGGGCAGACGCUCUUGUGUUCGGUACGAGACCCCAGUGAGCCCAUGGGACAGCCCAGUUCAAACCAGUCUGGGACUCUGGUACCAGUAAAGACUGCGCUCAAGCCAUUGCAAUAAAAGCCAUCAUUGUGCCUGCACUGAAAGUGCCGUUGGAAUUGGUCGUUGUCUUCAACUGCAAAAAGGUAUUUUUAAGUAAAAAAAGACUGAGAGAUGAUUUAGAAGAUGGAACAUAAUAACCCUGGGGUUUGCUGUUGUUAGGAGUUAAUCGGCUCUCGUGUUCAGAGGCAGUUUGGAUGUGCAUUGCUAUUCCUGUUAAAUUCCUGUGAUAUUUCCGUAAGGGAGGCUGGGGAUCAGAAGCUCCCUUGCCAGCAAAUCAGUAGGGUAGAGUUUGUAGCAAACGUAGUCAGAAAUCUCUAGGAUUUGAAAUGGGCUGGCGAUCCCUGGGAUGCUGAAUAAUCCGAAUUUUGAUGCCCCAAACUAUCCACUCUCAACCAGCUGGGGGUGUUUUGCCUCUUUAAAAGCCCUCAUAGGUUUUCACAGCAGCAAAUAAAUCACAAUGGGUGUGGGAGUGCUACAUCUCCUCCACACCAGGGUAUCCACACUUGGGACUUGCUGCUCAUCCUCCUUGACGAGCCCAUAGUCAAUCCAAAUCCUUCUCUGGCAAUCCUCCUUGAUGGGAGUUUCUCCCUAGUGAAACUUAAUGGAUAAACCCCACCAUUACAGCACGAUCCGUUUGAAUGGAGAGAAGGGAAUUAGGUCUUCUCCUUCACUGCUAGCAAGGGGCCGUGAUGGAAAUAACCUUCAGCAACAAAAAGGAAUAAGUGUGUUGGGUUUCCUUGUUGCAGCAGAUGAAGGAUUUUUCCUAAACAACUCCAGUUUUAGUGGCUGGUUUUCUUGGGUUCCUUCUUCAAUACACCUUCAGGGGUUUGGAUAUUCAGCAGGAACUGAUGGUGGUUUAAAACCACAAAUCUUGAGCAACCCCAAGUAUUAUGCUCUUGCAUCCUCUGUCAUUGGACUUAAAAAUGGAAUCCAGAUUUUGGUUUUUUUUCUUUCUCACUCCAGCCAAAUUAUCCCUGCAAAUGUAGCUUUAAACAAAUAGCAGCAGGCAAUGCUGCUGCUCUAUCUGAGCCCCCAAAAUUAGAGAGCUGAGGGGACAACCUCUUCCAAAAGUACCUCAGUGACUCAGAGCCCACAACCACUCGCUGUCAUGAGGAUGCAGGCAAACCCUUUGGAAAAUUCACCCCUCAGCGAGCCCACCAGUCUCCUUCAGUCCUUGGAAAUUAAGCUCGGGAGACAGGGGAAUGUGGAACAGGUCUUUUUGUCUUUAUUUUCCCUCUCAGGUGUAGUUUUUUUGCCCCUUGGAGUUGGCAUCUCAUCCUUUGGGAAGGUAGAAUUAAGCAUGGCACACCUGAGGCCCGAAUGCAAAUCCUAGCACAGCACCUCUCGCUUUGGAAGGGCCUUUUAGGUGGGAAAAAAAAA